Mucor velutinosus is the source of this 1143-nucleotide messenger RNA. RefSeq lists its product as uncharacterized. The record is from RefSeq and is a predicted model, not a curated record. The coding region runs from base 1 to 1143 and encodes 380 amino acids. The transcript has 2 exons. Gene Ontology annotation, molecular function: RNA polymerase II cis-regulatory region sequence-specific DNA binding; protein dimerization activity; DNA-binding transcription factor activity, RNA polymerase II-specific. Lineage: Eukaryota; Fungi; Mucoromycota; Mucoromycetes; Mucorales; Mucoraceae. Gene Ontology annotation, biological process: regulation of transcription by RNA polymerase II.
AUGGAAUACGAUCCUGCCCACAAAACUUCCAGUGUUACCAGCACAAGCAGCAGCACAUCCUCUAUUUGGGACCCAUUGCCCUCUCUCUACACUGGCCGUGCAGAUUCAGUCUCUAGUGCUUACGAUUUUGAUGAUUUGCAAGAGCCCGAAUCAUUCAAUGAGCCCAAUCUCCACACAAUUGCAUUGAAUGACGAAAACGAACAGCAGCAAAAAUCAUUCAACGAGUUUCUCAAUAAUUUCCUCGAAGAAAAUCAAAUCAAAAAGGAGUUCAUUGGUCAUCACGAGGUGCCCUCAUCCAACAGCCUGUUGAGUCAUGGGAAUAUCAAGUCCAAGAGACCUUAUCAGGAAAUGGUGGAAGAUGAUGAAGAAACCAACAAGAAGAACAGAGAGCUUCUUUCAGAUGACCAAAAGCGUGCAAACCAUAUAGCAUCUGAACAAAAGAGACGCAACACAAUUCGCGGUGGAUUCAAGGAGCUGACUGAAAUCAUUCCUACUCUAAAGAACAUCAACAACUCCAAGAGCACUAUUCUUUUCAAAUCUGUUGACUAUAUCAAACAGCUUGAUAAGCGUAACAAGGCAUUAAAAGAUAGACUUGUUCAGCUGCAGCAGAGAGUCCAACAAAAGACAUUGAAGAAGCACUCCAACCUACCUCCCAGUGCAAUUGCGGCCUUGAUUGCUCACAAAAACCAACAAAAACAGCUCGAGUUAUUGCAAGAGCAAUUGCGUGUUCAACAAGCUCUCUUAACCAAGCACAACAUUCAGCCUCAUCAAUCUCUUUACCCCACUACUCAUACAGCAUCUUCCAACAGUGGCGAUUACCAUUCCAUCUCCAUUCCUGCCAUGAUUGACACGCCCACCACCUCCACGACUACCUCCCCCACCCUCCAGCAUGCAUCUCUUCCUUUGUCCUCUCAAAUUGUAAAUAACUCUAAUAGCAUUUCAUUUUCUACUCCUGCUGCUUUGGUCAUGCCUUCCGAUGAAUGGCAACAGCGUCCUCAUGUUCAUCAUCAACAUCCUCAUCCACAUUCAGCUCCCAGUUUCAUCAUUCCUGCCGAUGAAAAUUAUAAUCAAAACCAUCUCAGUUUCCGUGAACGCUUACUCAGUUCUGGGAAAUUGAAUCAUUUAAGAAAAAUAUCCAUGUAA